GCGAGGCAUCGCCUGUCUCCGGCUCGGUCGUUCCCGCGCGCCGGCCCCGAGCCCCGAGCCCCCGGCCACCUGGGGUCCUUGGAAAUCUCCGCGCCUCCGCGAGCAAGGAAACUGCAAGCUGUUCGUUUUGCCACCGUCUAAUUAAUUCAGCAUUAUUUCACCGUGAACUUCAACCAUGAGAAUCAGAAAACCCUGGAGCUGCGGACGGAGGAUGCCAAGGACUGCGACGAAUGGGUGGCAGCAAUAACUCACGCCAGAUUGUGGAAACGGAGAAAACCGUUGCCAAGCAACUUAGACAACAGAUUGAAGACGGGGAAAUCGAAAUCGAGCGCCUGAAAUCUGAGAUCGCCUCCUUGCUCAAAGACAACGAGCGCAUCCAGUCCAUUCAGACCAGCGCGCCCAACGACGACGACAGCGAUAUCAAGAAAAUUAAAAAGGUCCAGAGCUUCCUGCGCGGCUGGUUGUGCAGGAGGAAGUGGAAGACGAUCAUCCAGGACUACAUCCGCUCGCCGCACGCCGACAGCAUGAGGAAGAGGAACCAGGUGGUGUUCAGCAUGCUGGAGGCCGAGGCCGAGUACGUCCAGCAGCUGCACAUCCUCGUCAACAACUUCCUGCGCCCGCUCCGCAUGGCGGCCAGCUCCAAGAAGCCGCCCAUCACGCACGACGACGUCAGCAGCAUCUUCCUGAACAGUGAAACCAUCAUGUUCCUGCACCAGAUCUUCUACCAAGGCCUGAAAGCGAGGAUCUCCAGCUGGCCGACGCUCGUGCUGGCCGACCUGUUCGACAUCCUGCUGCCCAUGCUGAACAUCUACCAGGAGUUUGUGCGCAACCACCAGUACAGCCUGCAGAUCCUGGCACACUGCAAGCAGAACCGCGACUUCGACAAGCUGCUCAAGCACUACGAGGCCAAGCCCGACUGCGAGGAGCGCACGCUCGAGACCUUCCUCACCUACCCCAUGUUCCAGAUCCCCAGAUACAUCCUGACGCUGCACGAGCUGCUGGCGCACACGCCUCACGAGCACGUGGAGAGGAACAGCCUGGACUACGCCAAGUCCAAGCUGGAGGAGCUUUCCAGGAUCAUGCACGACGAGGUGAGCGAGACGGAAAACAUCCGGAAGAACCUGGCGAUCGAGAGGAUGAUUAUCGAAGGGUGCGAGAUUCUCCUGGACACCAGCCAGACCUUUGUCAGACAAGGCUCCCUCAUCCAAGUGCCGAUGUCGGAGAAGGGCAAGAUCACGCGGGGACGGCUGGGCUCCCUGUCCCUGAGGAAGGAGGGCGAGAGGCAGUGCUUCCUCUUCUCCAAGCACCUGAUCAUCUGCACCAGGGGCUCGGGCGGAAAACUGCAUCUAACCAAGAACGGCGUGAUCUCGCUCAUCGACUGCACCUUGGUCGAGGAGCAAGAGAGCACAGAUGAGGAAACGAAAGCAUCGGGGCAAGACGUCGACCACCUGGACUUCAAAAUCGUGGUGGAGCCCAAGGACUCGCCGUCUUUCACCGUCAUCCUCGUGGCCUCUUCCAGGCAGGAGAAGGCUGCCUGGACCAGCGACAUCAGCCAGUGCGUGGAUAACAUCCGGUGCAACGGCCUCAUGAUGAACGCCUUCGAGGAGAACUCCAAGGUCACCGUCCCCCAGAUGAUCAAGUCCGACACCAGCUUGUACUGCGACGACGUGGACAUCCGCUUCAGCAAAACGAUGAACUCUUGCAAGGUCCUGCAGAUCCGCUACGCCAGCGUGGAGCGGCUCCUGGAGCGGCUCACGGACCUGCGGUUCCUGAGCAUCGACUUCCUCAACACCUUCCUGCACUCCUACCGCGUCUUCACCACCGCCCUGGUCGUCCUGGACAAGCUCAUCACGAUCUACAAGAAGCCCAUCAGUGCCAUCCCUGCCAGGUCCCUGGAGCUGCUGUUUGCCAGCAGCCAGAACAACAAGCUCCUCUACGGCGAGCCCCCGAAAUCGCCCCGGGCCAACCGGAAGUUCUCCUCGCCACCACCCCUGUCCAUCACCAAGUCCUCGUCACCCAGCCGGAGGAGGAAGCUGUCCCUCAACAUCCCCAUCAUCACCGGGGGCAAGGCGCUGGACCUGGCGGCGCUGAGCUGCUCCUCCAACGGCUACGCCAGCAUGUACUCCUCCAUGUCCACCUUCAGCAAGACCACCCUGGACAUCAACAAGCUCUACGUGUCCAGCAACUACCCCAACAAGAUCCCCGACGAAGGGGAGGCGGCCGCGGAGAAGCAGGAGGACUCGCCGCUGAACAAGCAAAGCUCCGAGGUGUCGGUGAGGGAAGAGUCGGACACGGACCAGAACCACAGCGACGAGGCCGAGGCCGAGACCUCGCCGACCAAGUCUCCCACGACUCCCAAAUCCGUCAAGUGCAAAAACUCGUCAGAUUUCUCCUUGUUUUCCUAUAACAACGGAGUCGUCAUGACGUCCUGCCGCGAGCUGGACAACAAUCGCAGCGCCCUGUCAGCCGCCUCCGCCUUCGCCAUUGCCACGGCAGGGGCCAAUGAAGGCACCCCCACCAAGGAGAAGUACCGGAGGAUGUCGUUAGCCACUGCAGGCUUCCCCCCCGACCAGAGGAACGGCGACAAGGAGUUUGUCAUCAGGAGGGCAGCAACCAACAGGGUCCUCAACGUGCUGCGGCACUGGGUCUCCAAGCACUCGCAGGACUUUGAAACCAAUGAGGAACUCAAGUUUAAAGUGAUAAGCUUCCUGGAAGAAGUUAUUCAUGAUCCAGAGCUGUUGACCCAGGAGAGAAAAGCGGCAGCCAAUAUCAUAAGGACUUUGACGCAGGAAGACCCAGGAGACAAUCAGAUAACGCUGGAGGAGAUCAUACAGAUGGCGGAGGGAGUGAAAGCGGAGCCCUUUGAAAACCACUCGGCUCUGGAGAUAGCAGAGCAGCUGACACUGCUGGAUCACUUGGUCUUCAAGAAGAUCCCGUACGAAGAGUUCUUUGGACAAGGCUGGAUGAAGCUGGAGAAGAACGAAAGGACGCCGUACAUAAUGAAGAACACGAAGCACUUCAAUGACGUCAGUAACUUGAUCGCCUCCGAGAUUGUCCGGAACGAGGACGUCAACGUGAGGGUGAGCGCCAUCGAGAAGUGGGUGGCGGUGGCCGACAUCUGCCGGUGCCUGCACAACUACAACGCCGUCCUCGAGAUCACCUCUUCCCUCAACCGCAGUGCCAUCUUCCGGCUCAAGAAGACGUGGCUCAAAGUGUCCAAGCAGACGAAGGCGCUCAUCGACAAGCUGCAGAAGCUGGUGUCGUCGGAGGGCAGGUUCAAGAACCUGAGGGAAGCUCUGAAGAACUGCGACCCGCCCUGCGUCCCCUACCUGGGCAUGUACCUGACGGACCUGGCCUUCAUAGAGGAGGGGACCCCGAAUUACACGGAGGACGGCUUGGUGAACUUCUCCAAGAUGCGGAUGAUCUCCCACAUCAUCCGAGAGAUCCGCCAGUUCCAGCAGACCUCCUACAAGAUCGAGCAUCAGCCCAAGGUGACGCAGUACUUGCUGGACCAGUCGUUCGUGAUGGACGAGGAGAGCCUCUACGAAGCCUCCCUACGGAUAGAGCCCAAGCUGCCGACCUGAAGGCGAGGGGCGGGCGGCAGCCCCGUGUACACAUGCUAUAUCAUAUGUAUAUACCUACUCGUUUCUGUUGGACGCCCUAGAUUGACUUCGUAGUAUGUGCUUCUCGGAGGAAACCUCUCCGCCUUGUUAUUAGACCCCCGUAGACCCUGGCAUAGGCCUCCCUGCAUUGUUUUAAGGAUUCACGCAUAAACAUUGUUGGAUACAGUCCCGGUUUAUUUUAAUCGAUGUUAUUUUUGUCAUUUGUUCUUCUGGGGCGGGGGGCGGGGAGGGACCGGGGGGAGCAGGAGGGAAGGGGAGAGCAGGCACCCCCAAGCGAUCACGUGUACAGCUCUAGUCACCGUCCUCUGGCGCCCCGAACACGGCCGUGGUGUUGGACACGCGAUCCGGGCACGGGUUCAGCAUGCCUCACGUACCCCUCGCCCCCGCGCCGUGUGCUCCGGGGAGCCAGCGCCGCCGGGUCUCGGUGGCCCCGUCCCGGGGGCAGCAGGACGGUCAAGGGAAUGGGACCGCUGACACGUGCAGUACACGGUCCGCCACGCAGAGCUCAUGCAGUCGGGGAGCGGAAAUGCAUCUUUUUCCUUCUUUAGCCGCAUCUCACUCACGGCAAGCUCCUGUUGAUAUGCUCUCCAUCUGUAUCCCUGGUGACUAUUAGUAACACGAUGUAGAAUUAGAACAAAAUGACCGAGUGUUUUUAUUACAUAUACUGUAAUCCUGUAAUUCUUCUAGCAGGAAUAUAGUAAUGUAGUGCUUAUUCUGUGAAUAUUUACCAUGUAUUUUUUACAUUGUACAGUAUAUAAACACAGUUUAACUUGAAAGUGGCAGGCAUGCUCCACGAGAACAAACGAGACUUUUGCUGUAAGCAAUACCGAGUGGUAUGAGAAUUCUAUUUCAAGCCCUACAAUAUUUCAACUUACAGCUUGUUUGGAAAAAUAUUUCCAUUUUUGUAAAAAUAUAUGUUUCCUGAUUACCUCUUGCUAAUAAAUCUAUUCUAUCUCAGGGUGAACGGGGACUUGAGAGGUUUCUUAUCAACCUCCGUGCUUACACAUGUCUGUUCUGGUGAAGGGUCGUUUUGCUAGCGCCUACCAGGCGCCUCGUUUAGGGGGCAGAUGCGAACGUGAACGCCGGGUCUGGUCGGACCACGGGCUUGUUCCUGCGAGGGGCUGAGGCCCAUCAGGGCUCGUUAGCUUCAGGAGUUCAAGGUAAGGAUGUUUCCACUAAACCAGCGAUCGGACUUGCAUUGGCACGGAGAGUGCGAUGUGACCCGGUCGUGUGUGUGUUAGUACAAGAGCCCCGAGCAGAGAGCAAAGAGCUCCCUGGGAGUGUGAGUGUGUGUGGUGGGGGUUGUGUCUGUGGCAUUUCCUUGGAGGUGGGUGAUGAGAUGGUUUUCUCACCCUGCUCUGCAGUCCAGUGUCCAGCAGUUUCUUGUGGAGACGCCGUUCUUCCUAGAAGUGGCUCUUAGAGACUGAUUUCUGUCCAUGCAUUUGAGCAGAGAGAUUUUCUUCUCAGGCUGAGAAUAAUAGGGUUGGAGGGAGCUCAGGGGGUCACAUCUAGUCCAACCCCUGCUCCAAGCAGGACCAGCCCCAACUCCAUCAUCCCAGCCAAGGCUUUGUCUACCUGGGUCUUCAACACCUCCAAGAAUAGAGAUCCCACAACUUCUCUAGAUGACCCGUCCCAGUACCUCACCACGCUUCUAGUGAGAAAGUUUUGCCUAAUACCCAACCUCAACUUGCCUUGCUGCAGCUUGAGCCCAUUGCUCCUUGUCCUGCCAUCUGCCCCCACUGAGAACAGUC
This is a messenger RNA of Alligator sinensis (Chinese alligator), 5374 nucleotides long. RefSeq names its product Ras protein specific guanine nucleotide releasing factor 1 (gene RASGRF1). Gene Ontology annotation, cellular component: plasma membrane. NCBI's taxonomy places the organism in Eukaryota, Metazoa, Chordata, Crocodylia, Alligatoridae. The record is from RefSeq and is a predicted model, not a curated record. Gene Ontology annotation, biological process: Ras protein signal transduction; positive regulation of GTPase activity. Gene Ontology annotation, molecular function: protein binding; guanyl-nucleotide exchange factor activity. The coding region runs from base 231 to 3584 and encodes 1117 amino acids. The transcript has 27 exons.